Molecule: messenger RNA, 1425 nt
Organism: Chroicocephalus ridibundus (black-headed gull)
Lineage: Eukaryota; Metazoa; Chordata; Aves; Charadriiformes; Laridae
Gene: TWIST1
Product: twist family bHLH transcription factor 1
Exons: 4
Coding region: 237-809 (190 amino acids)
Biological process (GO): developmental process; regulation of transcription by RNA polymerase II
Molecular function (GO): DNA-binding transcription factor activity, RNA polymerase II-specific; RNA polymerase II transcription regulatory region sequence-specific DNA binding; protein dimerization activity
Source: RefSeq, a predicted model, not a curated record
GCGGGUCCUUCGGAAAGCCAGACCCCGGGGGCGCUCGGGGAUGGGAGCGCGGUGCGUGCGAGAGCGGGACAGAGUUAGGAUGUGCCUGGAUGCUGCCCGGCGGCAGCGCAAGGGGGUGCACGGGCACCCCCAUAACCUCCCACCGCGGUCCCCCAGCACCGCCCCAAAGCCGAGUGCGAACCGAAGGAGCCUGAGGCAGAAACCACAGAGAGGGAAGCCGAGAAAGGGCUUGGGAGAUGAUGCAGCAGGACGAGUCAAACUCGCCAGUCUCCCCCGCCGACGACAGCUUGAGCAACAGCGAAGAGGAGCCGGACCGGCAGCAGCUGCCCAACAACAAGAGAGGGGGGCGCAAGCGGCGCUCCAGCCGCCGCAGCGCCGGCGGCGCCGUCGGGGCCGCGGACGAGCCCUGCAGCCCGGCCCAAGGCAAGCGGGGCAAGAAGUGCGGGGCGGGCGGGGGCGGCGGGGGCGGCGGCGGCAGCAGCAGCGGCGGGGGCAGCCCCCAGUCCUACGAGGAGCUGCAGACCCAGCGGGUCAUGGCCAACGUGCGGGAGCGGCAGCGCACGCAGUCGCUGAACGAAGCCUUCGCCGCCCUGCGGAAGAUCAUCCCCACGCUGCCCUCGGACAAGCUGAGCAAGAUCCAGACCCUCAAGCUGGCGGCCAGGUACAUCGACUUCCUCUACCAGGUCUUACAGAGCGACGAGCUGGACUCCAAGAUGGCAAGCUGCAGCUAUGUGGCCCACGAGCGGCUCAGCUACGCCUUCUCCGUCUGGAGAAUGGAGGGCGCCUGGUCCAUGUCCGCAUCCCACUAGCAGGCGGCGUCCCCCACCCGCAUCCCCCAGGCAGGAGCCCUAGAUGACAUUGUUCCCACAGAAGGAGAAAAUGGACAAUCUAGAGACUCUGAAGUUGGAUACGAUUUUUUUUUGGUCUUGUCUAAAAAAAAAAAAAUGUACCAAGGAUUUCUUGGAAAUUGGAAGAGCAAUAUCCAAAUUCAAAGCAGGGCGUGGGGAGCACUUAAGGAAAGAGAGACAAGGGCUUUGGACAGUGACUACCCUUUGGGCGUCGGUACAAUCCACACAUCUCUGCAUUCUGAUAGAAGUCUGAAUCGUUCGAUUUUUUUUUUUUAUUUUGACGAAGAAUGUUGGAAUUUAACUUUUUUUUUUUAAUUUGCCUUUUUUUUUUUUGCAUGCAUUCCCAAGAGGUCGUGCCUAUGAGCCACUGAUGAAAGGAAAUACAUUAUUGUGGACUUUCUUCAUUCUUGAAUGAAACCAACCAGCCAACCAAAAAAUAUCCCUGUAGAGAUGAAAACUUUUUUUUUUUUUAGGGGGGAAUAUGCUGGGCUCAAGCUGUUAUAUACCCGGUUCCUAACUUUUUUAUUAUUAUUAUUUUUCCUCUGAGAAAAAAAUAAACAUUUUAUUUAUUUAUUGA